GCGCCUCGGUGGCUUCUCCGAGUAGCCGCUGCCUCCCGCGCCCAGGGGCCCGGGUCCCCCCUCUAGGACCCCGAAGCCUGGGUGCCGCCCUCAGCUUCCCAGAUUCAGGGUCCCUCAGCCCUCGGUUUCCAGGACAGAAGCGCGCGGGGUCUUCGCCUCCUGGAACCGGGCGACCCGGAUCUGCGGCACCGGCACCAGGCUAUCUGCAGACGGCCGCCCCCUCGGGGCACCCUCAGCCCCCCGGCAGCCAGCCGAGUUCUCCACGCGCCAGGCUGAGGAACUCCCGAGUUCCCGACUCUCGGGGUCAAGACACUCAGGCGCUCCCAGCUCCCAGCUUCCGGGCGUCCGGCACGGCUGCGGAGAGCCGAGGAGCCCCGGCGCCCCACCUCGGGCCCUCGGACCCUCCCGCUUCCAGGAGCCAAGGGCGUUGCAAAGUUCCAGCCUCCGGGCGCUGCUGCUCCACUCGCGGAGGAGAAGGGACGUCCGGGGAAGGAGCCGCCGGCGCUCUCGGCUUCCGCGCCCUCGGGAGCCCCCGUGCGCCCCCAUCAUGGUGGCCGAUCCCCCGAAGGGAGACCCCAAAGGGCUCGCGGCGGCCGAGCCCACCGCCAACGGGGCCCCGGCGCAGGACCCCUUAGAGGACUCGGGCGCGGCGGCGGGCCGCUGCUGUAGCUCCCGGGACCAGAUGCGCCGCUGUCUUCGCGCCAACCUGUUGGUGCUGCUCACGGUAGCGGCCGUGGUGGCCGGCGUGGCGCUGGGGCUGGCGGUGUCCGGGGCCGGCGGCGCGCUGGCGCUGGGCCCCGCGCGCCUGAUAGCCUUCGCCUUCCCGGGCGAGCUGCUACUGCGCCUGCUGAAGAUGAUCAUCCUGCCGCUGGUGGUGUGCAGCCUGGUGGGCGGCGCCGCCAGCCUGGACCCCAGCGCGCUCGGCCGCCUGGGCGCCUGGGCGCUGCUCUUUUUCCUGGUCACCACGUUGCUCGCCUCGGCGCUCGGCGUGGGCUUGGCUUUGGCGCUGCAGCCCGGCGCCGCCUUCGCCGCCAUCAACGCCUCGCUCUCGGCCACGGGCGCUGUGGAACAAACUCCCAGCAAGCAGGUGCUGGAUUCGUUUCUGGAUCUUCUAAGAAAUAUCUUUCCCUCCAACCUGGUGUCUGCAGCCUUCAGUUCUUACUCCACCUUCUAUGAGGACAGGAAUUUCAAUGGGACCCUGGUGAAGGUGCCCAUUGGACACGAGGUGGAAGGCAUGAACAUUCUGGGGCUGGUAGUGUUCGCCAUCGUCUUCGGCGUGGCCCUGCGGAAGCUGGGCCCCGAGGGCGAGCCCCUCAUCCGCUUCUUCAACUCCUUCAACGACGCCACCAUGGUGCUGGUCUCCUGGAUCAUGUGGUACGCCCCCGUGGGCAUCUUGUUCCUGGUGGCCAGCAAGAUCGUGGAGAUGGACGACGUGGGCAUGCUGUUCGCCAGCCUGGGCAAAUACAUCCUGUGCUGCCUGCUGGGCCACGCCAUCCACGGGCUCCUGGUACUGCCGCUCAUCUACUUCCUCUUCACCCGCAAGAACCCCUACCGCUUCCUCUGGGGCAUCCUCACGCCGCUGGCCACGGCCUUUGGGACCUCUUCCAGCUCGGCCACGCUGCCGCUGAUGAUGAAGUGCGUGGAGGAGAGGAACGGCGUGGCCAAGCACAUCAGCCGCUUCGUGCUGCCCAUCGGGGCCACGGUCAACAUGGACGGCGCGGCGCUGUUCCAGUGCGUGGCCGCCGUGUUCAUUGCGCAGCUCAACCGGCAAUCUCUGGACUUCGUGAAGAUCAUCACCAUCCUGGUCACGGCCACGGCGUCCAGCGUGGGGGCGGCCGGCAUCCCGGCGGGAGGCGUCCUCACUCUGGCGAUCAUCCUCGAAGCGGUCAGUCUCCCCGUCAGCGAGAUCUCCUUGAUCCUGGCCGUGGACUGGCUGGUGGACCGGUCCUGCACCAUCAUCAACGUGGAAGGUGACGCCUUCGGGGCGGGGCUCCUGCAGCACUACGUGGACCGCACGGAGCAGCAGAGCUCGGGGCCCGAGCUGACCCAGGUGAAGAGUGAGGUGCCCCUGGGCUCGCUGCCCGCCUCCAACGAGGAGGGGAACCCCCUCCUAAGACACAGCCCGGGGGCCGCCGGGGACGCUGGCGCCUGCGAGAAGGAGUCGGUCAUGUGAAGCCCCCUGCGCCGCUGGGCACUGGACGCCGGGGCCACAGAGGUGGGUAAACGGACACACCGGGCUCCCGGGGACAGGAGACGUGGAGGUCUCACUGCCGGCGUGCGUGCGUGUCCCCGUGGUCCCCAGUCCCGGCCCACACCCCAGGACCACGUGCAGUUCUGGGGAAGGGUGUUUCUGGAGGCUGCUGGCCUGGGGCUGGCCGCAGCUGUGUGUGUGUGUGUGUGUGUGUGUCUGACCCUCCUCCCCACGGUACGUCCCAGCCCGGCCCUGGCACACACACACCCAGGAGCCCCGGCGGCCGGCCAAGGAUGCUGCUGCUGUAGCCUCCACGAUUCAGCAAUAAAACCGAGUGUCGCGUGUAGCUCCAUCAGAUGUUUUUGAGGACUUGACUGACAGCAAACACAGCCCAACACCUGUCAUUCACGGAACGCCCUUGGGAACCGGGAGACGCCACCGCGGAAUGGCCAAAAGCCAAAACAAGGCCUUGAGCACGGACAUGGUAGAGCCAGUGGAUUCUUGGACAUCGCAGGAAUACGGCACGGUCCUGUCCCUAGGAAAGCAGCUGGGCAGUUUCUCUUCCUUUCCAGAUUUUACUUUUGUUGAUUUGAAAGGCUCAGGGAGAGAGAGAGAGAGAGAGAGAGAGAGCUUCCAUCCGCUGGUUCACUCCCCAGUUGGGGCUGGAUCAAGCUGAAGCCAGGUGUUAGGAGUUUCAUCCGGGUCUCCCACGCGGGUGCAGGGGCCCAAGCACUUGGGCCAUCAUCCACUGCUUUCCCAGGUGCAUUACCAGGAAGCUGGAUUGGAAGUAGAGCAGCUGGGACUCGAACUCGCGCUCCAGGGGAUGUCGGAGUUGCAGGCAGCAACUCAACCUGCUACACCACAAUGACGGCCCCUUGCUCUCUGUUUUUGAAGCCCCAGAUUGGCUGUGGGAUUCAGCAACCCGCUGUGCGACCACUGUGAGGUCCUCUGGAGACCCAGGGGGUGGAGCCUGUCUGCAGCCCCUUCUCGCCUGUCUUGUGCGAUGUCAUUGUCCCCUCCCCUGGGGUGACUUCUGCCUGAGGCCUGGAGGUGCCACAGACCCCAGCCCAGUUAGGGACAGACCCCAGCCCAGUUAGGGACGGGAGCUCGCACACAUUCGGUGUCUCCUGGUUUGGUUAGACACACACACACACACACACACACACCCCGUGGUCGCUGCAGGAUGGAAGGCGAGCCUGGCGCAUAAUGUGCUUCUGUGUUGCCCAAACAGAGCCGCUAAUGAGUCUGCUAAAUAUUGAAUAAUUGCAUCGUUGUGCUUCUAAAAACUUGUUAUUGCUGCAUAAUAACCCUGGGGCUGCUCUGUGGGUAUUUUAAUUCUCAGGGAAAUUGGAUGAGGCAGGCAAGUGCUUUACUUUCCCGACUUCAAAUGGCGGUCUCUCCAGGGGAGGGUUCUGGUGCGCAGCUGGGUCGCUGCUCAGGCACCCACAUGCCACCUCGGAGCGCCUCGCUCUGCUCCUGAGCCCAGCUGCCUGGGAAGCUCACGUGCUGGGUCCCUGCCCGGGAGACCCAGUGUGGGGUCCCAGCUAGAGUUCUGGGCUCCUGGCUUGCAGGCAUUUGGGGAGUGAACCAGUGCAUGGAAGGUCUCUCUCCCUGUGGCUCCCCGUCUUUCUGCCUUUUAAAUAAACUAAACAGCCCGGCGCUGUGGCGUGGUUGGCUAAGCCUCUGCCUGCAGUGCUGGCAUCCCAUAUGGGUGCUGGUUUGAGUCCAGGCUGCUCCUCUUCUGAUCCAGUCUCCUGCUGCUGGCCUGGGAAAGCUGUGGAAGAUGGUAUCAAGUGCUUGGGCUGUAUCCGCGUGGGAGACCCAGAGGAAGCUCCUGGCUCCUGGCUUCGGAUUGGCACAGCUCCAGCCAUUGUGGCCAUCUGGGGAGUGAACCAGGGGACGGAAGACCCUUCUUUCCCCCUCUCUCUGUAACUCUGCCUCUUAAAUAAAUAAAUCUUUUAAAAAUGAAAACAAAUAAGAAUUUUCUAAAAAACAGCAGCUUAUCAAAAACACAUGCUGUUUCACACUCCUUGGAGUGGGUUAGCUUUGGCAAAUGGAGGCCUCUGGCUGUAGAUGUGGACCUGUGCGUGUAAUUUGGUAUAAACAGCCCAUGCAAUGUGUGUGCACACGGAACUGACACACAUCCCACCCAGUAGUGCUGACUCCAUUUCUCCCAUUCCUUUUUAAAAUCGUGCUAAACACCCCCCCCCCCCGUUUGCUUACCGUGCUGGUCAAGGUCACACAGAGACCUGGAACCACCUCCAGCCUCCUGCACGUGAA
Messenger RNA from Lepus europaeus (European hare), 4471 nucleotides. RefSeq names its product solute carrier family 1 member 5 (gene SLC1A5). The transcript is spliced from 8 exons. The record is from RefSeq and is a predicted model, not a curated record. Bases 548 to 2173 code for a protein of 541 amino acids. Gene Ontology annotation, biological process: L-aspartate import across plasma membrane. Gene Ontology annotation, cellular component: plasma membrane. NCBI's taxonomy places the organism in Eukaryota, Metazoa, Chordata, Mammalia, Lagomorpha, Leporidae. Gene Ontology annotation, molecular function: neutral L-amino acid transmembrane transporter activity; L-aspartate transmembrane transporter activity; symporter activity.